AUGGCGCCGUAUCAAGGUCAUUGUAACUGUGGCUCGGUGAAGGUCACAGUCAACAAGAAGCCGGAUAACAUCGUCAUCUGUCAUUGUUCAAACUGCAAACGAGCUGGUGGCCCCUUCUCCAUGAACCUAUUUGUCGACGAUGGUGAAUGGGAGAUCGAUGAUAGCCAAAACACGCUCAAAGAAUACCAGGACUCAAACACUGAUUCUGGAAACACCAUUCAGCGAUGUUUUUGCGGAAAGUGUGGAAGUCCUGUCAAGACCACAACAAAGGCGAUUCCGGGCAAAGCUCUCAUUAAGGCGUCGUUGUUUGAUGACAUCCCAACGGAGAAGAGGGAAGUGUACGGACAGAAGGCAAUCAACUGGGCGUAG
Molecule: messenger RNA, 369 nt
Organism: Colletotrichum paranaense
Lineage: Eukaryota; Fungi; Ascomycota; Sordariomycetes; Glomerellales; Glomerellaceae
Exons: 5
Coding region: 1-369 (122 amino acids)
Molecular function (GO): carbon-sulfur lyase activity
Source: RefSeq, a predicted model, not a curated record